Uranotaenia lowii is the source of this 5265-nucleotide messenger RNA. RefSeq lists its product as uncharacterized. The record is from RefSeq and is a predicted model, not a curated record. Gene Ontology annotation, biological process: DNA integration. Gene Ontology annotation, molecular function: nucleic acid binding. The coding region runs from base 1 to 5265 and encodes 1754 amino acids. The transcript is spliced from 2 exons. NCBI's taxonomy places the organism in Eukaryota, Metazoa, Arthropoda, Insecta, Diptera, Culicidae.
AUGCCUAGCACAAAGAAACCAUCAGUUUCGACCGUGGCUCCUAGCCUGAAGGUUUUGAACAUGCGAUUUAAACAGAUUCAGUCCUCGUUUAGUGACAUUUGGCGUUUUGUUGAAACAUUUCAAGAAGAUUCCUCGUCGAUUCAAAUUGAGAUUCGUCUGGAGGAAAUUGAUAACCUGUGGGAGAAACUGAAUGAUACUUUGAUUGAAAUUCAAUCUCAUGAUGAUUUUGACUUAGACGAAACUUAUUUCGAGCGUGAAAGGGUCACGUUUAGCGAAAAAUAUUACCAUUCAAAGGCCUUUCUUAUGGAAAAACUUAAGGAACGGACUCAAUUAUCGGAUUUGAGUAGUACAGUUAGGGUGAAUGACUCGGUAAUGCAACCAACUCUUGAUCACGUUCGACUUCCUCAGAUCAAACUUCAAACGUUUAAUGGGAAUAUUGAAGAAUGGUUAAGUUUUCGGGAUUUAUACAUGUCUCUCAUUCAUUGGAAGACUGAUUUACCGGAAGUGGAAAAGUUUCACUAUCUUAAAGGUUGUUUGCAAGGUGAACCAAAAGCUCUAAUUGACCCUAUCAAGAUCACGAAGACCAACUACCAAAUCGCCUGGGAUUUGUUGCUGAAGAGAUACAACAACAGUAAGCUCUUACGGAAAAGACAAGUUCAAGGUCUGUUUCAGCUCCCCUCUUUGACAAAGGAAUCCGUCAGUGAUCUGCAAGUUCUCUUGGAAGGGUUCGAGAGAAUUGUGCAGACGUUAGAUCAGAUCAUACAACCCGAAGAAUACAAGGAUCUUCUUCUGGUCCACCUUCUCUCCUCGCGUCUCGAUCCUGCGACACGCAGAGGAUGGGAAGAAAGUUCUGCCGCCAAGGACCAAGAUGUUGUACAAGAUUUGACGGAGUUUCUUCGCAGGCGUGUGCGAGUUUUAGAAUCAUUGCCGGUUAAGGUUGUAGAGCCCAAGGUAGUUCAGCCACAACAAGUCCCAAGGUUUAAGCAUUCUACUAGGGGUAGCUUCAGUUCAUUCCAAUCGUCUGGUAGAGCGUGCGUUGCUUGUCAAGCGGAUCAUCCAUUAUUUCAAUGCCAGGCUUUUCAGCGCAUGAAGAUCGAGGAUAGAGAAGGGUUGCUACGAAGUCAUUCGCUAUGCAGAAAUUGCUUCAGCAGGAGCCAUAGGGCAAAAGAAUGUAAAUCGAGGUAUUCUUGUCGCCAUUGUAAGGGUCGUCACCAUAGUUUGGUUUGUUUUAGGUCGGACAAGGAGGAAUCUAGAGGUUCUAGAUUUCGAAAGGGUACAGAGGAAUCGAAACCCCAAGAACAACAGUUGGUAUCAGCUCCUCAAGUAACGAACCUGGCAGCUACAGAUCUCCUGUCCUCUAAUGCUGCGCCUCAACGCUCGUCGCAGGUUCUCUUGGCCACAGCAGUAGUUAUUUUAGAAGAUGAUUAUGGUAAUCAAUACCCAGCUAGAGCUCUUCUAGAUUCUGGCUCGGAGAGCAAUCUGCUUACGGAGCGAAUGAGCCAACGGUUGAAAACCACAAGAGAAAGGGUAGAAAUCUGCGUUAUAGGAAUAGGUCAGGCAGCAACGAAGGUCAAGCAGAGAAUUCAUGCCACGGUUCGAUCACGAGUUUCAGAGUUUUCGCGAGCUAUGAGCUUUCUUGUCCUACCCAAGGUGACAGUUAAUUUGCCCACAACAACGGUACAAACAAAAGGCUGGAGAUUUCCAGAUGGUAUUCAGUUGGCGGACCCUUCGUUUUCGGUGUCUAGUGAGGUGGACAUUGUUUUAGGAAUCGAAUCAUUCUUCGAUUUCUUCCAUACAGGAGAAAAGAUCGAUUUGGGCGAUCAACUUCCUUCACUGAAUUAUUCAGUGUUUGGUUGGGUAGUCUGCGGAGGUUUGCCGAUCCCACGGCAAGCCAUACAAGUAAUCUCGAAUGCUUCGAUUACUGAAGAUCCUCUGGAAGCCAUGAUGGCUCGAUUUUGGUCCUGUGAGGAGGUCGAGUCAACCAAUAUUCUUUCACCAGAGGAAGCCAGAUGCGAGAGCUUAUUCUCGAAAACUGUGAAACGCGAGUCCGACGGAAGGUACACAGUUGCUCUACCGCGAAAUGAUAGUAUUAUUGACCGAUUGGGGGAAUCGCAGGAGAUCGCUAUGCGGCGAUUUCUGGCAACGGAACGGAGACUUUCUAGGGACGAAAACCUUAGGAAGCAAUACGAGGAGUUCAUGGAGGAAUAUGUUCAUUUGGGUCACAUGCAAAAGAUAGUUGAGUUGAAAGAUGAGUCAUGUCAGAAAUUAGUUAUCAAGCGUUGUUUUUUGCCACACCAUCCAGUUGUUAAAGAGGCCAGUACCACUACAAAGGUCAGGGUUGUUUUUGACGCCUCUUGUAAAACUUCAAGUGGAGUAUCGUUAAACGAUGGGCUCUUGAAUGGCCCUGUUAUUCAGGAUGACUUACGCUCGAUUAUCCUCCGUUGUCGAACCAAACAGGUUAUGGUUGUUGCCGACAUUGAGAAAAUGUUCAGGCAAAUCAAUAUCGCUGAAGAUGAUCGUCCUCUCCAAUCCAUUUUGUGGCGAUCAUCUCCCAAGGAAGAAAUAUCGAUCUAUGAACUGCGAACAGUCACCUACGGAACCAAACCAGCUCCAUUUCUAGCCACUAGAACGUUACAACAGUUAGCCACGGAUGGGAAAGAGGUAUUUCCACUUGCAGCAAGGGCUGUUUUGAAUGACACCUACAUGGAUGAUGUCAUCACAGGGUCAGAUACCGUGGAAGAAGCGAGUGAGCUGCAAGUUCAGCUUGAUGCGUUGAUGAGUUCUGACAAUUUGGCCAUCAAAUGUCCGGAAGGUAUAAACCUGGAUCCUGAUCCAUCGGUCAAGACUUUAGGUUUGACAUGGAUGCCCACAUCAGAUGUUUUCAGCUUUCAAUUCAGUAUUCCGGCCAUAGAAUCUAUUGAACCAUUAACUAAAAGGCGAAUACUGUCCGUUAUUGCUAUGCUUUUCGAUCCCCUGGGGCUCAUUGGAGCCGUAAUUGCUACUGCUAAGAUUUUUAUGCAGAAAAUUUGGAUGUUGAGGGAUGCUAAAGAUCAACGACUGGGCUGGGAUGAACCGGUACCGUUGAUGAUUGAUGAAGCUUGGAGAAAAUACCACCAGCAACUCAGUUCGCUCAAUGAGAUCCGAAUAAAUCGAUGCGUUAUAAUUUCUAACCCUGUUCUGCUUGAGAUCCAUUGUUUUUCUGAUGCGUCAGAGAAGGCGUACGGAGCUUGUGUGUACAUCCGCAGCCAGAACUCCCAAGGUCAACGGAAAGCAACCCUCCUUACAUCAAAGUCACGCGUAGCACCGUUGAAGUCGCAAAGUAUUCCUAGACUAGAGUUGUGUGGAGCAUUGCUUGGGGCUCAGCUGGUAGUCAAUGUGAAAAAGGCCCUCAAGGGCGAAGUCUCGACAUUCUUUUGGACCGACUCCACAUGUGUUCUACGCUGGCUUUCCUCUACGCCGUCAACCUGGACUACUUUCGUGGCCAACAGGGUGAGCAAAAUUCAAACCAUGAUCGAAGGGUGUCAAUGGAACCAUGUAGCAGGAAAGCAGAACCCCGCGGACUUAAUCUCUCGUGGUAUUCUACCCAAGGAGAUAGUUGACAACGAGUUUUGGUGGAAUGGUCCACAAUGGUUAGUUGAAAGCAUGGAGAGCUGGCCAAUCGCCUCGGUCAGCAUGCUUGAAGAAGAAGGAGAAGACGAAAGGAGACACAAAAAGGUAGCUGCAACAACCUCGGUUAGCCGAGAGUUCAACAAUUGGUUUAUUUCCCACUUUUCCGACUAUACGAAACUUAUCCGUUCCACUGCUAUUUGGAUUCGCUUGAUUCGAGUUCUUAGAAAGUCAAAAGAAGGUCCAACUUCUGGGUUUCUAAAAGCGACAGAGUUGUCAGAGGCAGAAAUGGUUAUGGUACGCCUAGUUCAGCGAGAAUGCUUCCAGGAUGAGCUGAAGUCAUGCUCAAGGGGGGAAACGGUUCCCAGAAAAUCACCAUUGCGUUGGUUUAACCCUUUUAUUCAGAAUGGCAUCAUUAAGGUCGGCGGUAGGCUGAUGCAUUCUCAGGAAUCCGAAGAUUUUAAACACCCCAUGGUUCUACCCGCGAAUCAUAAUUUCACCAAGCUACUUUUCGAAUCAUACCACAAAAAAUUGCUGCACGCUGGACCUCAGCUAACUCUCUGCGCUGUCAGACAGCGGUUUUGGCCUCUGGGAGGAAGGAGCGUGAUUAGAAAUGUAAUUCACAAAUGCAUAAAAUGCUUUAGAGUGCGCCCUAAGCCUAUGGAGCAAUUCAUGGGAGACUUGCCUGCUGCACGAGUUAGAGAAUCACGCCCAUUCACUAAAACCGGGGUUGAUUAUUUUGGCCCGGUUUAUCUACGCCAUGCGCCUCGUAAGCCUUCGGUUAAAGCUUAUGUAGCGGUGUUUAUUUGUUUCGCGACGAAGGCAGUGCACCUAGAAUUGGUAACUGACCUUACAACAGAUCGGUUUCUACAGGCACUUAGAAGAUUCAUAGGACGUUGGGGAAAGGUUUCAGAUAUUUACUCUGAUAACGGAACCAACUUCAUUGGUGCUAGAAACUACCUGCAUGAUUUGAUGAAGCUACUGAGAUCCAAGGAACAUCAUGAACUAAUUUCUAAAUACUGUGCAAACGAUGGAAUCCAGUGGCAUUUAAAUCCUCCUCGAGCGCCUCAUUUUGGUGGCCUAUGGGAGGCGGCAGUAAAAUCUGCAAAACACCACAUAAUUAGGGUCAUUGGUGACCACCCCCUGUCCUUUGAGGACAUGCAAACGUUGUUGGUUCGGGUGGAGGCUUGUCUUAAUUCGAGGCCUAUUACACAGCAAUCAGAUGAUCCGAAUGAUUUGGAACCCCUUACACCGGCACACUUUUGGUUGGGGUCUUCCUUGCAGGCGCUUCCAGAACGUGACUUGUCGAACAUACCUGUUAAUAGGCUCGAUAAGACACAGCUGAUCCAACAAAAGGUCCAACAAAUUUGGAAUCGGUGGCGAAAAGAAUAUCUUUCGCAGCUGCAAGCUAGAACGAAAAGGUGGAAUAAAAAUGUCAACAUUGAGAUCGGCAGAUUGGUAGUCAUCUGCGAUGACAAUGUUCCUCCGAUACAUUGGAAGAUGGGUCGCAUUUCAGAAGUACACCCUGGUCAAGAUGGCAUUGUACGAGUUGUAACACUUAAGACAAGCAAUGGGUACAAAACUCGUGCGGUGGAAAGAAUUUGUUUUUUGCCAAUUGAACCUGAGUCAGAUAUGAAAUAUGAUACUGUGCAAGCAUAA